CAGUUUUCCAACUUUUAAGGUAGUUUGCAAACCAGAGAUUAGAAAAAUCUUCAAAUUUCACCAUGGAAAUUCUGCCCCCCCUAUCAUCAUGCUUAACAUCGUUGCCUCCAUAGUGCGGAUCACUGCAUUUGCUAUUUUUCGCCGCUAAUUUUCAAUGAUUGUGCGCCAGAUUACCAGUAGAGGCAUAAUAUCCUCUCAUCUGUGUGCCCACUUUGGAAACCCCAGUGGCAAUAAAGUCAUGACCCGGCCAAGUUCAGAUCUGGCAGCGUUUAGGGAGAUCUUCUCUAAGGCCCAGCAUGUAGCCAUCCUGACUGGGGCAGGGGUGAGUGCUGAGAGUGGAGUCCCUACCUUCAGAGGAGCAGGAGGCUAUUGGAGGAAAUGGCAAGCACAGGACCUGGCAACCCCAGAGGCCUUCUCUAGGAACCCUUCCCGCGUCUGGGAAUUCUACCACUACCGCCGAGAGGUCAUGCUGACCAAAAGUCCUAACCCUGCUCACCUGGCCAUCACAGAGUGUGAAGAACGGCUAAGCAAACAGGGGCGUAAAGUCACUGUCAUCACUCAGAACAUAGAUGAGCUCCACCGCCGUGCUGGAUCCAAAAACAUGUUGGAAUUACACGGAAGUUUGUUUAAAACGCGCUGUAUGAGCUGUGGUCAUGAAUCAGCCAAUUACAAGAGUCCAAUCUGUGCUGCCUUGGAAGGCAAAGGUGCUCCGGAUCCAAACACCAAUGAUGCUCAGAUCCCUGUUCAGGACUUGCCCAGGUGUGAGCAGACAGCCUGUCGUGGUCUUGUCAGGCCUGCAGUGGUGUGGUUUGGAGAGACUCUUGACUCAGACAUCCUGACCCGUGUGGAGGAGGAGCUAGAUAACUGUGACCUCUGUCUUGUAGUUGGCACAUCUUCCAUUGUUUAUCCAGCAGCCAUGUUUGCUCCACAAGUGGCAGCCAGAGGAGUCCCUGUUGCAGAGUUCAACAUGGAAAAUACACCAGCUACCAUGCGCUUUAAGUUCCACUUCCACGGCCCUUGUGGAGACACCUUACCCCCUGCACUAGCACGGCACGAGGCUGAAGACAAGUGAGAAGGAGUCCUGCACAUCAGCUAUGACCCGUCCCGAGAGUCUUAAGUGUUCAACACUUUAGAAAAGGAAAGACUGUCAAACAAUGGAAGCCUUUAUUUUGAAUAAGUACCAUCUGAAGGAUCUCGACAUGAAGAUAAUUUAACAUAUGUUACAAGGGAUAUUUUGGGACAGAACCGGUUGGUGUUACUAUCGCAAAUCAGUCUUGCUUUUUGUGGUGUCUGCUCGCUAUUUCGAAGUCCUUUGGGUCCUUUGGGUUUUACUUUUCCUUUAAAAGUAGGAAUUUUAUCGAUUUAGUCAAGCUAGUAUCCAUGCUGUCUUGAAACAGGGUCUGCGAACAUGGGUAAUGUUGCAAAUCCAGAGCAUGUUCUGAAAUGAACACAUGUUAAAUAUGUCGCAGUAGGGGGCAGUGUUUAACUGUUGGUGUCGACAUAACCCUCCAGUCUCAAGAACAACCUGAUCCACUGGUGAGGGACUGUGGGCUCUGCCCGGGAUAUCUGGUGAGAGCGGAUGAAACGCUGCCCUGACGCGUCACUGAAAAGGCUUUGUCCCAUAUUUAUGACAUCUUCCAGUAGCCGGGUUUUGCCUUUUGCUUAAAGGCGCUGGAUGUCAGUGUGUCCUCCCUGGCCAGACAGGAGAGGAGGUUUUGUCGUACUGUGAUUGUAAAGAUUUUUUUUUUAAAUGUGUGUAAUCAUUGUUUGAGCAGUGGUGAAGCAGCAAAGGGUAGCGCAUGGUGAUUAAAGAGGUGAAUCUAUA
Lampris incognitus (smalleye Pacific opah) is the source of this 1825-nucleotide messenger RNA. RefSeq names its product sirtuin 5 (gene sirt5). The transcript has 9 exons. The record is from RefSeq and is a predicted model, not a curated record. Bases 155 to 1072 code for a protein of 305 amino acids. NCBI's taxonomy places the organism in Eukaryota, Metazoa, Chordata, Actinopteri, Lampriformes, Lampridae. Gene Ontology annotation, molecular function: NAD+ binding; protein-succinyllysine desuccinylase activity; protein-malonyllysine demalonylase activity.